CGAAUGUUCGGAGAAGAAUGCAGCGUACUAUAACGAUGGAAGUGCCAGCAAUAGAGUUACCCGAAUAUGAUUUUUCCAAGGUCUGUCCCUGCAACGAAUGUUCGGAGAAGACAAAGGCCCUUAUGGAAUUUGAGAUCGAUCUCAAAUCUAAACAUGACCGAAUCCGGAAACUUUAUAUACAAGUGUUUUAUGAUAUCGAAGACUUUACGAAUAUUAUACCUGCCUUCGUGCGGACAACAGAGACAUGGGCUUGUCUUCAACGUAGCCGUAAAAGUCUACACGAGAAGUCUGGGGUCCCGCUCACAAGAAGUAAAUCUGAAGAGGAUAUAAGAGAUGUAUUCAGUCAAAUUUGUACUAUCUUACUAAAUCAAGAGAGACUGAAUCAAUUUGUGCUUCCAGAUGAAUGCGAGGGUCAUGAUGAUAAACCCAAUCAUCUUAAUGAGAAAAUAAGUUCUAUGUUUAAGUGCUUCCUAUUCACCAAAUUUGAGGAUGUUGUGCUUAACAUUCUCAGUAAGAUGAAUGAGCCUGAAAAUCAAGAUGGAAAGUCCGCUGAAGAAGGAGAAAUGUCUCUGAACCUUUCAAUCUCUAAGAGGCACUUGGACAAGCAAAUAAAGGUUUUUAAAGAGUUGCCAUUUCAAGAUAUGUACCUAGAAUUUGAAACGCUUGCUGGGAGAGGAGUAAGCUGAAAGUAUCGAUACUUGGUUGAAGAC
Messenger RNA from Cuscuta europaea, 710 nucleotides. Lineage: Eukaryota; Viridiplantae; Streptophyta; Magnoliopsida; Solanales; Convolvulaceae. The record is from the annotation of a GenBank genome assembly.